Molecule: messenger RNA, 1194 nt
Organism: Trichoderma asperellum CBS 433.97
Lineage: Eukaryota; Fungi; Ascomycota; Sordariomycetes; Hypocreales; Hypocreaceae
Biological process (GO): signal transduction; inositol metabolic process; phosphatidylinositol phosphate biosynthetic process
Molecular function (GO): inositol monophosphate 1-phosphatase activity
Source: RefSeq, a predicted model, not a curated record
UCGCUCAUAAACUGGAGAGACGUACACAGAUGCUCUCUCAUCUCACUCUCAGUGCUUGGUUGUGAUUUCAUCAAUCUCCCCUGAUUUAUUCGCGGCCAAUUCAAAAACAUUGGGAAAGAGGGAGAAUUGUAUUACGAGACACGGGAUACGAGCAAGAGAGAGCAAUCAGACACUGUAAUGGCGGACAUUAACCUUCAGGCCGUUCAUGAUGAACUGGUCCUCGUUGCCUAUGAGGCUGGACGCAUGAUUCUAUCUGCCAACCCAGCAGAUAUAGGCACAGGAACAAAGCUCAACUCCGUGGAUAUCGUCACAGAAGUCGACCAGGCUGUUGAGAAAAUGGUCUCGUCGCGCCUCUCAACGGCGUACCCGGAGUUUUCUUUCAUGGGCGAGGAGACGUACAAGCCUGGGACCAAGCUUGGCCCUGAGCCGACAUUUGUCGUCGAUCCUAUCGAUGGAACCACAAACUUCAUCCAUUCCUUCCCCAACGCCUGCAUCUCCCUCGGCGUCGCCAUCAACCGCGAGCCCGUCAUCGGCGUCAUCUACAACCCCUACCAAGACCUCCUCUUCACAGCCAUAAAGUCCCACGGCGCCUACAUGACCCGCAUCAAGGGCUCAACUCCCCAAAAGUUGCCCCUCGCCAUGAACCCCCGCCCUCUCGAGGGUCUCGCCAACGCCCUCGUCGCCAUUGAAUGGGGCUCCCACCGUGACGGGCCAAACUACGAGCUCAAGACGGAGGUGUUCAAGAAACUCGCCGCCACAAAGGAAACCGGGGGUGCAAUGGUCCACUCGCUCAGGUCGCUGGGCUCUGCGGCGCUGAACAUUGCUGCUGUGGCGGCUGGCCAGAUGGAUGCCUACUGGGAGGGCGGAUGCUGGGCGUGGGAUGUCUGCGCGGGAUGGUGCAUUCUCAAGGAGGCUGGGGGCAUUAUGGCGGGAGGAAACCCCGGGCAGUGGGAUCCUGCGGUGGAUGAGAGAAAGUAUCUUGCUGUGAGGGGGGCGCCGAGCGGGCAGAAGGAGCUUGUGGAAGAGUUCUGGGGGGUUAUUGGCGAUGGAGCAAUGGACUACUCUGUGUAGAGAAUCUGACACAUAAAAGUUAAAUGUAUUCAGGAGAUUGAGCACUGGGAUGGAGACGAAUGACAAAACUAGACAGAUAUGAGAUAAAAAAGAUUGUUUAUAGAUUAUGAUACUGUUUGCUCC